CAGUCGGCACCGGAGCGGCCGGCGUCCCAGUUCGUGUGCGUUGGGCGCUACCGCGAGGCGGGGAAACGAAAGGACAGCGGCUGUGCGGGUUUUAGGGCGGCGGCUGCCACAGCAGCAGCGCCCCGGGCGGAGAGGGCCUUGGCGGCCGAGCAAGCUGGGGAUGGGGAGGACCGGGUGCCGCACCUCUUUCGGGUGCGUGUGCGACUCCGGAGUCGCACAGUGACGGCGACGGCGCCCCUGGCCCGGCAUCUCCGAGGCCGCUUCGCCCAAGAGCUCGCGGCGGGCCGGGCCAUGAGGAGCGUCCGGGGCCGGGCCAGGCCUCGCUGACCUCGGCUCCGCGCGGCGGCCUCCCCCAUUUCCGCUCCGGCCUUACGGCAUGAGUGUCCGCCCGGGCCCGGGGCCGCGGCUGCCCCAGUCCCGCUGCCCGCGGGCGCGCUUGGGGUUCGCGAGCCCGCGGUGCUGAUCCCGGUUCGUCGCGCCGCCUGCCCGCCCGCUGUAUGCCCCCCGGGCGCGGCCAUGGAGGUGGUGGGCGACUUCGAGUACAGCAAGAGGGACCUCGUGGGACACGGGGCCUUCGCCGUGGUUUUCCGGGGGCGGCACCGCCAGAAAACUGAUUGGGAGGUAGCUAUUAAAAGUAUUAAUAAAAAGAACUUGUCAAAAUCACAAAUACUGCUUGGAAAGGAAAUUAAAAUCUUAAAGGAACUUCAGCACGAAAAUAUUGUAGCACUCUAUGAUGUUCAGGAAUUGCCGAACUCUGUCUUUCUGGUGAUGGAGUAUUGCAAUGGUGGAGACCUGGCAGAUUAUUUGCAAGCUAAAGGAACUCUCAGUGAAGAUACUAUCAGAGUGUUUCUACAUCAGAUUGCAGCUGCCAUGCGAAUCCUGCACAGCAAAGGAAUAAUCCACAGGGAUCUCAAACCGCAGAACAUUUUGUUGUCUUACGCCAAUCGCAGAAAGUCAAGUGUCAGUGGUAUUCGCAUCAAAAUAGCGGAUUUUGGUUUUGCUCGUUACCUACACAGUAAUAUGAUGGCUGCAACGCUGUGUGGAUCCCCAAUGUACAUGGCUCCUGAAGUUAUUAUGUCUCAACAUUAUGAUGCUAAGGCAGACUUGUGGAGCAUAGGAACAGUGAUAUAUCAAUGCCUAGUUGGAAAACCACCUUUUCAGGCCAAUAGUCCUCAAGACCUAAGGAUGUUUUAUGAAAAAAACAGGAGCUUAAUGCCUAGUAUUCCUAGAGAAACAUCACCUUAUUUGGCUAGUCUCCUUUUGGGUUUGCUUCAGAGAAACCAAAAAGACAGAAUGGAUUUUGAAGCAUUUUUUAGCCAUCCUUUUCUAGAGCAGGUUCCAGUAAAAAAAUCUUGCCCAGUCCCAGUGCCUGUGUAUGCUGGUUCUGUCCCUGGAAACUCCUGUGGCAGCUCUCCAUCUUGUCGCUUUGCUUCUCCACCAUCCCUUCCAGAUAUGCAGCAUAUUCAGGAAGAAAACUUAUCCUCCCCACCAUUGGGUCCUCCCAACUAUCUACAAGUGUCUAAAGAUUCUGCCAGUACUAGUAGCAAGAACUCUUCUUGUGACACGGAUGACUUUGUUUUGGUACCACACAACAUCUCGUCAGACCACUCAUAUGACAUGCCAAUGGGAACUACUGGCAGACGUGCUUCAAAUGAGUUCUUGGUGUGUGGAGGGCAGUGUCAACCAACCGUGUCACCUCACAGUGAAACAGCCCCAAUUCCAGUUCCUACUCAAAUAAGGAAUUAUCAACGCAUUGAACAGAAUCUUACAUCUACUGCCAGCUCUGGCACAAAUCCGCAUGGUUCUCCAAGAUCUGCUGUGGUACGAAGGUCUAAUACCAGCCCCAUGGGCUUCCUCCGGUUGGGAUCUGGCUCCCCUGCACCAGCAGACACAGCUCAGACAGUUGGACGAAGACUGUCUAUUGGGUCUUCUAGGCCUUAUUCACCUUCCCCUUUGGUUGGUACCAUUCCUGAGCAGUUUAGUCAGUGCUGUUGUGGACAUUCUCAGGGCCAUGAAUCCAGAAGUAGAAACUCUUCAGGUUCUCCAGUGCCACAGGCUCAGUCACCACAGUCUCUCUUAUUGGGUGCUAGACUGCAGAGCGCCCCUACCCUUACUGACAUCUAUCAGAACAAACAGAAGCUAAGAAAACAGCACUCUGACCCUGUGUGCCCAUCCCAUACUGGGGCUGGAUACAACUACUCACCUCAGCCCAGUCGGCCUGGCAGCCUUGGAACAUCUCCCACCAAGCAUAUGGGAUCUUCUCCACGGAGUUCUGAUUGGUUCUUUAAAACUCCUUUACCAACAAUCAUUGGUUCUCCUACUAAGACCACAGCUCCUUUCAAAAUCCCUAAAACACAAGCGUCUUCCAACCUGUUAGCCUUGGUUACUCGUCAUGGGCCUGCUGAAGGGCAGUCCAAAGAUGGGAAUGACCCACGGGAAUGUUCCCAUUGCCUUUUGGUACAAGGAAGUGAGAGGCAUCGAUUUGAACAACAGAACAAAGCAGUAUUUGGCAGAUCUGUCAGUACUGGGAAGUUAUCAGAUCAACAAGUAAAGGCAUCUUUAGGUGGACACCAGGGCAGCACUGAUAGCUUAAAUACAGAACGGCCUAUGGAUAUAGCUCCUGCAGGAGCCUGUGGUGUUGUACUGGCACCACCCGCAGGAACCGCUACGAAUUCUAGGGCUGUCCUCUUCACUGUGGGGUCUCCUCCACACAGCGCCACAGGCCCCACUUGUACCCAUAUGGUCCUACGAACAAGAACCACCUCAGUGGGGUCCAGCAGCUCAGGAGGCUCUCUGUGCUCUGCAAGUGGCCGUGUGUGUGUGGGCUCCCCACCUGGCCCGGGCUUGGGCUCUUCCCCACCAGGAGCAGAGGCAGCUCCCAGCCUGAGAUAUGUGCCUUAUGGUGCUUCACCCCCCAGCCUAGAGGGGCUUAUCACUUUUGAAGCCCCUGAACUGCCAGAGGAGACACUGAUGGAGCGAGAACACACAGAUACCUUACGCCAUCUGAAUGUGAUGCUGAUGUUCACGGAGUGUGUGCUAGACCUAACAGCUGUGAGGGGGGGGAACCCUGAGCUGUGCACAUCUGCUGUGUCCUUGUACCAGAUUCAAGAGAGUGUGGUUGUGGACCAGAUCAGCCAGUUGAGCAAAGACUGGGGGCGGGUAGAACAGCUGGUGUUAUACAUGAAAGCAGCACAGCUGCUUGCAGCUUCCCUGCAUCUUGCCAAAGCUCAGAUCAAGUCCGGGAAGCUGAGCCCAUCCUCAGCGGUGAAACAAGUUGUCAAAAAUCUGAACGAUCGAUAUAAACUCUGCAUCACCAUGUGCAAAAAACUCACAGAAAAGCUGACUCGCUUCUUCUCUGACAAACAGAGAUUUAUUGAUGAAAUCAACAGUGUAACUGCAGAGAAACUCAUCUAUAAUUGUGCUGUGGAAAUGGUUCAGUCUGCAGCCCUGGAUGAGAUGUUUCAGCAGACUGAAGAUAUUGUUUAUCGUUACCAUAAGGCAGCCCUUCUCUUGGAAGGCCUAACUAAGAUUCUACAAGACCCUGCAGAUAUUGAAAAUGUACAUAAAUAUAAAUCUAGUAUUGAAAGAAGAUUGUCAGCACUCUGCUGUAGCACUGCGACUGUGUGAGAAGCAGGCAUGUCCAUGGACCGGCGUGGGAGCAUGAGGUGAUACAUUUGAGAUUACAGCUUGGUUCUGUCACCCAUCCCCAGGAAACUAGUUUAACUGGUGACUACCAAAGAACAAGCAGCAAUUUCAAAAAGGAAAAACAAUCCAAAAACUACAUUUGUAGAAAAUCUGCCUUACUGGAGAAGAUACUCCCCUUUCCCUUUUUCUUUGUAGAAGCAGAAGCAAGAGUAUUCCAGUUUGCUCCCUGUUUGAACUUGGUAAAUAAACAUACCUUAGAACUAGAAUUAUCAUUUAUUCUUAUGGAUAAUUAAACAUGAAAUAAGGCAAGUGGCACUUCACUCAGUUCAUAGAGCAAUGUAUGAAAUGCCAUGGGUUUGCUGAGGUGUACACAAGCAAGAAUAUACACCUCGUCAGACAGUUUGAUGUUUGGGGUGAGUUUGUCUGAACCUGAGCAUGCAUCUUUCAACAGCUCAGGAAGAAAUAGUUUAAGAAGAAGCAAAAGAUGGCUCUUGGAAGAAAUUUUGAAAUCUUCAAUUUGAUCUAGUAUGGACAUACGUUAAUUCUUCCAAAAUCUUUCAUAUUGCACUAAUUUAUUAAAACAACUGUGUAUUGGAUUUUGCAAUUUAAAACUAAUUGAGGCACAAUGGACUUGUUUAAAGUAUUUUACUUGAUUAUAUACAUAUACAUAUACUUUAUUAUAUACAUAUACUCUUUCCAGAAUUCACAUGUAAUCGCUAUUGAACUUUUAAAUGAUCAAAACUUGUGUUCAUGUGAAUCUUUGCAUUUUUUAUUUGUUUAUCUACACCUACAGAUCUUCUUAGUAAUAUUUUGAGUGGCUGAUGUUUACUUUGUUUGCAUUUUUCCUUGUGCAUGCAAAAUGUGCAUUGAUGCCUGUGACUUUAGGUUUAUUAAAGAAUAGGUUUAUUUGGACAGUAUUAGAAAAACUAUCAUGAAUCAAGAGAUACUCUUGAGAAUUUUCAUAGGGCCAAAACAAAGUUGGUGAUCAAAGGCUUGUUAGUGAUGUGGAGUUUCUACAUGAAGUUAGUGAAAAAUUAGGUUUGUUUUCUCUUAGGAAAAUGGCAGCUCUCUCCAGCCUAACGUGUAUUUUUAAUGUUAAUCUUGACAGUUCACCAAAUAGCUUGUAAUGGAAAAGCAGGCAGUUAACAUCCUUUUAGGAAUGUUUCAUAUGUUGUAUAUUAUUUGUUUUCUUUUACUUACCUGCUUGAAUACUUGAAUAAACCAUUCACCAGUUUUAAUCCUAUUAUUUUAAGCCUUUUACAUAAAAUAUUUUGAACUGACAGUGUGCAGAAGCUCUUCGGCAUUACUCUAAUUUUAAUGUACUGAUAAAAACAAACAAACAUGGAUUUCCUUUACUUUGACAAAGUAAUGUAAUUUCUACUUUAUUUAUCUGUAUGAAAUUCCAGCAGUUAAUUUGAACAUUUAUUUAUAUGAUGUUUGUAUUUUUAGGUCUUUAAUACAGUGUCUUUCUACCUCUCAUUUGUAAUUGCAUGCAUUAUUCUUGAAACUAGUUAAAACUCACUGAAUUGUUGUGUAAUAGCCUUUUUAUUAUUACCUAUACAAAUGUAUAUUAAGGUAAAAUAAAACUGACAGUGUUUCUAGGUUACAGUUGGGUCCAUAUUAAGUGGCUUGUCAAGGCAGAUACUUCCUUAGUCUGGGGACUUGGUCAUUAAGGUCCUUUGCCACAUCCCAGGAUUUCCCAGGAUUUAAGAUUCUUGGUGACUGUCAUUCAGGCUUCCAUAAAUUGAUGAUCACUUCCCCUUCUUGCUUAGUGAUACUGUAUUUUUGUAUAAUUUUUAGAGUUUACACUUUCCUCCAUGUUCUCCCCUGCAUUAUCUCAGUUGAUCCUCUGUGUGGGUGGGUAGGGUUAUUCUGCCCCCUCUCUAACUUUUUUUAAACACAUGAUGAAACAGGUUCAAAGAGGGUAAGUGAUCAGUCUGAAGUCAGGAACUAGGAAAGUGAUCAAGCCAUUCUUUGUAACUUCCAAGUUCUUUCUUCUUCCUCUUGUGUAGUCAAGGUCUUGUUAUUGUUAGUGUGUAUGAAACAGUGAAGUCUCAACAGCAGAGAACAAACUGUAAAUUUAUGAGUAAUGGUUCUGAUUAUAUUUCCAUUAUCAAGGCUGAUUGUUUUAAGAGAUUUUUGCCUUGAUUAUAGCAAUAAUAAUAAACAAGUGCUUUAUGUUUCCAUGA
This is a messenger RNA of Ictidomys tridecemlineatus (thirteen-lined ground squirrel), 5834 nucleotides long. NCBI's taxonomy places the organism in Eukaryota, Metazoa, Chordata, Mammalia, Rodentia, Sciuridae. The record is from RefSeq and is a predicted model, not a curated record.